CAAAGUACAGAGUAAGGUGCAAUUAUUCAUGCCAUAGAUUUCAUCCUAAGCAAGUGAAAGGAAAAAAAUUCCCUCAAAAAAGCAGAGAAAAAGGGCCAGGGGAGAGGGGGUUGGAAUAGCUAAUUGUGUAUAUAAUAAAAAACAUCAUUAAUUUUCUUUCCUUUCUUUCUUUUGGGUGACUGAUUCCCAACUCUCUUUGUGUUAGCUAAGGCUAAAGAAAAAAGAGAUUUCUCUUUCUUUUCUUUUCUUUUUUUCUCUUCUUAUAUUCUCUCUUUCAUUACUUCAUUUCCUCCCUCCUUGUUCUUCUUUUUUUCUCUCUAUGAGAGGCCAAUAUAGAGAGAAAGAAGAGGCAUGAAGAACACAAUCCGGUGCUGCAUCUCUUGCAUUCUGCCCUGUGGAGCACUCGAUGUGAUUCGAAUAGUACACUCCAAUGGCCGCGUUGAAGAAAUCAGUGGCUCCAUCAAAGCCAGCGACAUCAUGAAGGCUUACCCUAAACACGUUCUAAAGAAGCCUUCCUCUUCUUCCGAUGAUGGGAUGGUCCCAAAAAUCGUCAUCGUCCCACCCGACGCCGAACUUCAACGUGGCAAGAUUUAUUUCCUAAUACCACUCCCUUCAACACCCGAUAAAACCCGUUCCAAAACUUCCUCAACAACCAAGAAGAAAAAAAGAGACAGGCUUGACACCACCAACAACAACAACGGCGGCGGCGCCAGCAGCAACGGCCGCAACCGCCAGCAUAAUCACAGCCGAAGCAUGAGCAACGCCAACAAGAACAACAACACAAUUUCAAUGUCGAAUCUUUUGAUAUCGGAUCAGUAUUUAAGUGAGAUACUUUCAGAGAAACUAUCAACGCAAAGGGAUCGAAGAAGAGGCCGAGUUGGGGUGUGGAGACCACACUUAGAGAGCAUCUCCGAAUCUCCAAACGAUGGAUGACCAUCAUCCACGUCACUCUGUUAUACUACUACUACUACUACUACUAUUUUCUAUUAGAAGUAUGCCUAUGGGGUUUACAAUUUUCUUCAGAUUUCUAUCUGAUUCAUUUUUAGGAAAAAAAAUCCGCCCUAUCAUCCAUUAGGGUUGAAGCAACAAGCUGCUUAUUUGCUUUUUUCUUUUUUAUAAGUUUUCCACUUCCUUUUCUACA
Molecule: messenger RNA, 1141 nt
Organism: Gossypium raimondii (Peruvian cotton)
Lineage: Eukaryota; Viridiplantae; Streptophyta; Magnoliopsida; Malvales; Malvaceae
Exons: 1
Coding region: 352-933 (193 amino acids)
Source: RefSeq, a predicted model, not a curated record